Messenger RNA from Panicum virgatum (switchgrass), 2665 nucleotides. Its product is annotated as L-type lectin-domain containing receptor kinase SIT2-like. The coding region runs from base 326 to 2443 and encodes 705 amino acids. The transcript has a single exon. Lineage: Eukaryota; Viridiplantae; Streptophyta; Magnoliopsida; Poales; Poaceae. Gene Ontology annotation, molecular function: carbohydrate binding; protein kinase activity; ATP binding. The record is from RefSeq and is a predicted model, not a curated record. Gene Ontology annotation, biological process: protein phosphorylation. Gene Ontology annotation, cellular component: plasma membrane.
AAUUCUUGGGCGAUGAAUGUUGCCAAUGCGAUAGGUAGGGUGUUCCCUCACUUUCUUCGGUCCAUGAUUUGGUUUGAGAUGUCCAGUACUCCCAUCAACAUCAGAUAUUCAGAUGGAUGCCCAUCUUGACUCCACUGUGCUGCGUCCGCCUCUCACGAGUCAGUCAACGCGGUAUCACUAGUACUACGCCUCUCAAUGGCAGGUGGGGCCCCUCCGGAUUUUGACGAAGUCAACGGUCCAGACAACCCAAACCCCGCCUGCUAAGUUGCUAGCUUAGCCGCCAACCCUCACUGGCGAGCAAGUAACAAGCUUCGCCUCGUCGCCGAUGGUGCGCAUGGUCACCUCGAUCUCCAUUCCAGCGAGAGGAAGACGAGUACGGCAGGGAUUCACAAUGGCCGUCGCGCCCAGCUCCGCCGCCCGACAUCUCCCCGUGCUCCUCCUCCUCGCGGCCUGCUGCUGCUAUUCCUCGGCCGCCGCCGACGACGACGUCGACUUCAUCUACCAAGGCUUCCAGCACGCGUCGCCGGGGGCGGACCUGGCCCUGGACGGCUCCGCGUCGGUGCUGCGCGGCGGCGCGCUCCGGCUCACCAACGACAGCAACCGCCUCGUCGGCCACGCGUUCCGCAGCUCCCCCGUGCGCUUCCUCAGCGGCGGCGGGAGGCGGCAGCUGGCCUCGUUCAGCACGGCCUUCGUCCUCGACAUCGUCACCGUCGGGAGCGGCGGCGGCCACGGCCUGGCCUUCGUGGUGGCCCCCUCCACCGCACUCCCCGGGGCGUCCCCCGAGAUCUACCUCGGCGUGCUCGGCCCGGCCACCAACGGCCGGGCCACCAACCACGUCCUCGCCGUCGAGUUCGACACCGUGCUUGACCUCGAGAUGCGCGACAUCAACGGCAACCACGUCGGCGUCGACGUCAACAGCCUCUUCUCCAACGUGUCGGAGCCGGUCGCCUACUACGCCGGCGACGGCGGCGAGGGCACCACCAGGGUAGUGCCCGUCACGCUCGAGAGCGCGCAGUCGAUCCAGGCCUGGAUCGACUACGACGGCGGCGGCGGCGUCCUCAACGUCACCGUCGCGCCGGCGUCCGUGCCGGAGCGGCCGCGCCGGCCGCUCAUCUCCGCGAAGCUCGACCUGCGCCCGGUCCUCAAGGAGGACAUGUUCGUCGGCUUCUCGGCGUCCACCGGGAAGCUGGCGAGCUCGCACUACAUCCUGGCGUGGAGCUUCCGGACCAACGGGCCCGCGCAGCCCAUCAACCUCCGGCGGCUGCCCAAGGUGCCGAGGUCGAGCACGGCGCCCUCCAAGCUCGUCGUCGUCAAGUUCGCCGCCGUGGCCUGCGCGGGGACGCUCGCUCUGAUCGCGGUGGCCAUGGCCGUCGUGCGCUGGCUCCGGAACAAGGCGGCGCUCGCCGACAACCUGGAGGACUGGGAGCUGGAGCACCCUCACAGGUUCCCCUACGAGGAGCUCCACCGGGCGACCAAGGGGUUCAAGCAGAGCGAGCUUCUCGGCGCGGGCGGGUUCGGGCAGGUGUACAAGGGGGUGCUCCGGCGGCGCUCCGGCGAGGAGGUGGCGAUCAAGCGGAUCUCCGCCGGCGCCAAGCAAGGGAUGAGGGAGUUCGUCGCCGAGGUCGCGAGCCUCGGGCGCAUGCGCCACCGCAACCUGGUGGAGCUGCGCGGGUGGUGCAAGCACGGCGACGACCUGCUCCUCGUCUACGAGUUCAUGCCCAACGGCAGCCUCGACGCGCGCCUGUUCGGCGCCGCGCCGCCGCCGACGUGGGCGCAGCGGCUCGCCGUCCUCGGCGGCGUCGCGCGCGGCCUGCUCUACCUGCACGAGGAGUGGGAGCACGUGGUGGUGCACCGCGACGUCAAGGCCAACAACGUGCUCCUCGGCGCCGACAUGGGCGCCAGGCUCGGCGACUUCGGCCUCGCGCGCCACCACGAGCACGGCGCGGCGCCGGCGACGACGCGCGUGGCGGGGACGCUCGGGUACAUGGCGCCCGAGCUCACGUUCACCAGCCGCGCCACCACGGCCACCGACGUCUUCUCCUUCGGCGCGCUGCUGCUGGAGGUCGCGUGCGGGCGCCGGCCGGUGGAGCCGCCGCCGCCGGGCGGGGACGCGGACGUGGUGCUGGUGCGGUGGGUCCGCGACUGCGGGAUCGCCGGCGACCUGCUGCGAGCCAUGGACCCGCGGCUGGAGGGGUGCUACGACGAGGAAGAGGCGAAGCUGGUGCUGUGGCUGGGCCUCAUGUGCAGCAAGGCUCGGCCGGAGGCGAGGCCCAGCAUGAGGCAGGUGUGCCGGUACCUGAGCGGCGAGGAGGCGAUCCGGGAGGACGCGGAGCUCGUCUUCUCCGGCGCCGACUCGGUAGAGUUCAUCGGGUCCUCGGUCUCCAUAACGUGGUCCUCCUCCGGCGGGACCAUGUCGGCCGGCUCGCUGCACGGCGGCCGGUGAACUACUGCUCCUUCCCGUAGAGAAAAAGCUGCAGAGGCGCGCACGUUCACGUACAUGUCGACUGCCAUACUGUAGCUAGUGUUUCCUUGUGUGAUCGACGUAGAGAUACACAGUAACACAGACACGUGCAACUAUAGGUUCUUUGUGCAAGUAUAAGCUGGUGGUAGUUGAAAUUUUGCUUCUAGGCUGCUAUGAAAAAGAUUUAGAACGAGGUUAGCAUAA